This is a messenger RNA of Plutella xylostella (diamondback moth), 4243 nucleotides long. The record is from RefSeq and is a predicted model, not a curated record. Lineage: Eukaryota; Metazoa; Arthropoda; Insecta; Lepidoptera; Plutellidae.
AACAUGUACAUUAGAAACUAUUUAAAAUACUCUGUGCUUAUUAUAGUUGUGAUAAAAGCUACCUACACUCUAAGCUUAAAAUCUAAAAACCUAACUACUGACAAAAACUUGGAACUCCUCAAGUUGAAUGCGACGAUAAAUAAAAUUUUAAAACCUACGAAGAAAGUGGAAGUGUUUCACGAGACGACUACCCCCACUGCACCUACACGAAAUAGGACUAAGCCGAGGUUCGGGAAAAACUUUAAAAAUAAACUGAAGGCGGCUAGUCCUGGCCCGCCCACCGUCAAGAAGAAAACUGGACCCAAGAUCAUCACACCUGAGCUCAUACAAACAUGGGCGAACGAGAUAUCAGAAAAGCUGUACAAGAUCGAGAAGCUCGUAGUGCGGCGGGAGGCCAUCCUGAAGAGCUUUUCCGACGUGAAAGUUGGCGUCCGCGACGGCACCGCCAUCGUCACGAAAGCUGCGAAAGCUCUCGAAGAGCUUUUGUUGAAGAGGACCGAAGCUGCUGAGCGGAUCAUGAGGAAGACAGAAGAGUUGGCUGAUGGCUUCCGGGAGCUCCCUCCGGACUAUACUUACCUUCAAAGUGUGCAACUAGACCAACUAAAGCCGGCGCCCGAAGAGCCAGAAUCCCGCUACAGCCUGCCGCUGAACUGCAGCCGCAUGGAGCGCCUGCGCACGCGCCGCAGCCAGCACUACGCCGCCAGCGUCUCCAUGGACGAGUCCAGCGUCUACGUCACGCAGGAGGUCUACCCUUGCGAUGAAAGAGUUCUCCCUUCCAUAUAUUGGUCAGAAAAACUUCUGUCCACGUUCCGGGAGAAUCACGCUGAAGACUCGACCAUCUCUCACCAGUACUUCUGCAGCCAGACCGGCUUCCUGCGACAUUACCCUGCGGCAGUCUGGGAGAGCAUGCACGCGCUGUCGAUGCCAGAAGAUCUGGCGGACGUGUUCGACUGCCGGCUGCGGCCCUGGUACGUGAGCGCCAGCGGCGCGCCGCGCGACGUGCUCAUACUGCUCGACGCGUCCGGCUCCAUGCACGACUCUUCUAAUAAGGUCUCCGCGGAGAAGUUCAUCAUGGCCCUGCUGAGCGCGCUGACGGACGACGACCAGGUCAACAUCCUGCGCUUCAACGUGGAGGUGGAGUCGCCCAUCGACUGCUUCAACGACAAGCUGGUGCCGGCCAACCACAUAAACUCGGACGCCAUGAUGGCGGCCAUGAAGGGCUACAAGAUGAAGAACCUCACCGACAUGAACCUCGUUUUCCGCGCCUCGGUGCGGAUGCUCCAGGCUCAGAAGGACAUCCCCGGCCGGCCGGAGUCCUGCCAGCAGGCCAUCGUGUUGCUCACUGAUGAGAUGUAUGCGAAUUACUCGGACCUGCUGCAGAGCUUGGACCCUGAUGGACGGAUCAGACUGUUCACGCUCUGGCUGCACGACAUCAACGGGCUGCGCGGCGACACGGACCUGUACGGCGAGUGGGCGAGCUGCCUGCGCGACGGACACUACGCCGAGCUGGCCACCUCGGACAACGACCCGUCGCACGCUGACGUCACGCAGCAGGUACAGAAGAUCCUGCAGAACCUGCAGCGGCCGCUGGUGCAGCAGCGCCGCGAGCGCCUGCGCAUCUUCAGCGACGUCUACGCGCAUGUGGAGGACCCGCGGCGUGGCGAAGUAGCGUGGAAGCUGAAGGCGGACGCGGAGCAGCGCGCGCGAUACGACGAGCUGCGGCGGAACAAGGACGCGCUGCUCGGCCCCGCGAGACUGAUGAGCGACUACAUGUACCAUAAGGACAUGGAGGACCUGGGCCACUACUAUGAGGGUGAGGACGUGAACUACCGCCUGCAGAUCAGCGUCGCCGUGCCCGUGUUCGAGUCCACCACCGUCGAGAAUAUUACGAUUACGCUGCCAGAUCAAAAAAAUCAAAACUCUACAAGGACGUAUCCUGUAAACAGAUUAUUGGGAGUAGCCGGCGUUGAUAUCCCCAUUGAUGAUCUGAAGCUGAUUCUUCCAUACUCAGAGCUAGGAGCUGGCGGGUCCCUGUUCAUAGUGGAUCACCGCGGAAACACUGUUACUCACGACAACCUGAAGCCCUUAUUCGACAGCAACAUCCUGAAGCCCGGGUACCGCACGGUUGACUUCCUGGAGCUGGAGCAGCCGGCCGCGCCGCACGCGCCCCGACAGUUCUCCGCCGAGUGGCUCGCUUUUCGCAAGAAGCUGAUAAUCGAAACAUCCAGAGGCAACAAGACUAUGUACAGCAAGAACAUCUUCGAGGGCGCCAUGCGGGCAUUACUCGAGCAUCGCGACUACCACUGGCGGCGCGUGCUCGACCAUUAUACAGUGGUGGUGGUGCUUCCCAAGUACAACCGCUACCACCUGGUGCACGACGCGGAGUUCUCUCAGAAGCUCGCUGAGGACGCGUACAAGGCGCUACACGGGACGGAGUUUACCGUACAUCCUGAUUGGUUGUACUGCCGCCACGUGGACCCGUCCUUCACGACGCGCGAGGACGAGGUGCUACACUUCCUGCGCCGGCGCCGCGACUACGCGCGCCUGCCCAUGCGGAAUGUCAAGCACGCCUUCUCGCCCAUACCGCCCUCGCUGCUCGAGAAGACGUAUCAAUGUGAUGAACAGCUGAUGGCGCGUCUCAGCGCGGAAGCGGUGCGGACGGAGCCGUGGGCGCGCGAGCACGAGGACGAGAUGAUGAGCGAGAACUGCGGCGCCUGCGAGCUGGGCGCCACCACGGCCUUCUUCGCUAGCGAGAGCGGUCUAACCCGCUGGCAGCUCUACCACGCGACGAUCGGGCACCCGGACCCGCCAGACGGGUCAGCAUGGCCGCGCGGGCCCUCCGAGCCGUGGUACCGCCGCGCCGCGCACAGCCCCGACACGCUCGUGAUCCAUGCUCCCGUCACUCCCGUGCGACACAUGCACAACGCUUAUGAGAAACCGCCUCCUUUGGGUAUCCGCUACGAGUGGCUGACGGCGGCGCGCACGCUGGCGCACUCGCAGGGCGGCGGCAUCAUCGGCGUGGCCGGCUACCACUUCUACCCCGAACACUUCGAGGACUUCGUCUCCACUACUACUGACUUCCCCUGCAACGAAGAAGACGAAGACAAAUGCGAGCCGACGUGCGACGGCGAGGACUGGGCGUGCGUGGUGGUGGACGAGGGCGGCUGGGUGCUGGCGGGCGGCGACCCCGCGCACUCCGCGGAGACGCGGGAGCACCUCGCCACGUUGUACCCCAUGGCCAUGGCGGCUCUGCUCAACGCCUCCGUGUUCAAGCUCGACUGGCUGCAUGACUACCAGGCGGUCUGCUUCCCGCCGGAAGAUGAGAGCAUUGUUGUCUCUGGUUCGAUAAUCCCAUCCAUGAUACAUGCCGUAUGGAGAACAGCCAAGCUUCUUACGAGCUUCACGAGUGUAUUAGUGACGGCCUUUGCGUUUGUUGGACUUGUAAAUGAAGCGAAAGCAGACACGGAAAAAGAAAAGAAGAAGCGGAGAGACAAGCUAAAGAAAGACUACGAGCGAGAGAAGUUUGAGCGACUUUUCGACGAAAGAGUGAUCGUGAACCGAAGCAGGUUUCAGGCAUGCGACAGGUCCCGGCCAUUGUACGAGUUUCAGAACACGCCGCAAUCCCUGGCCGCCCUCAAGCGUCCGGUCCACAUCUGCGACUGGCCGCUGGCGGGCGCGGCGGUGCCCGGCACCAACCUGCUGCUGCUGGCCGUCUACCUGCCCUGCCCGUACAAGGGAAGACCCGUUCCGGACCCGCUCGUUAAUGGACUGUAUAGGUACAUAUACAGGAUGUUGCGUCUAGUACACAUCUGCGACUGGCCGCUGGCGGGCGCGGCGGUGCCCGGCACCAACCUGCUGCUGUUGGCCGUCUACCUGCCCUGCCCGUACAAGGGACGACCGGUUCCGGACCCGCUCGUUAAUGGACUGGUGAAGAUGCCCGACGAGAUCCGCGCCCUCAACCACUCGGCGAGCCGGCUGGCGUGCUGGCGGGACCGCACGCCGCUGCUGGGCCGCCCGCCCUCCGUCAAGUGCUUCCCGCAUGAUUACCAACAGGAAAAGGGGUACAGACAGUGCGGACCUUGGGUUCCAGAUAAACCGAAAAAAAAUGCGCACAGACAUAGCAUUCCUAUGUUUUAUGUUGUCUUUAUAUCAAUAAUGUUGUUAUGUUUCUAAGAGCUAUUACAUAGGCUUUAAAGCUUUAUGCUGCCCGUGCAAGUGUACCUUAAUUGAUGAAAUCUUGUUU